GAAGAAGAAGAAGAAGAAGCUGCAACGAAGAAAAAAUUCAUCUGAAUAAGAUACUGAACACAUUCACACAAAACAUGGAACCGAGUAUAAAACAUUGUUUCCAAGUUGUAAAUCUACAACCUGUGUAAAUUGAUACGCUGCAUCCAUAAUCUCUUAGAAAAAUUCUUUCAAUGCGAAGUUUCUUUUCGUACGCCGACAAGUGUACAUCGCAGUUCUCACAGCAUGCAUUCCCCGCAAGUAAUAACGAAAAACUAAUAAUGAAAUUGUGGAGUGGGGAUACUGGGUUUCGUGAGAUGACAACAAAGUCGAACGUUCGACCGAUUUUAAUAGUUAAUGGUUCAGUCUUGCUACGGAUUUCGACGAGUACACAUCGCAGUUCUCGUAGUACGCAUUCUAUGGAAGUAUUAGAGAAGAGUCAAUAAUGAAAUGGAGGAGUGGGGAUAUUCUCCCACUCGUGACAACAAUAUAAGCGCACAGCUACUAUUGCUUCGAAUUUCGACGAGUACGCAUCGCAGUUCUCGUAGUACGCAUUCUUUGGAAAUAGUGGAGAAGAGUCAAUAAUGAAAUGGAGGAGUGGGGAUAUUCUCCCACUCGGGACGACAAUAUAAGCGACAGCUACUGGUUCAGUCUUGCUUCGAAUUUCGACGAGUACGCAUCGCAGUUCUCGUAGUAUGUAUUCUUUGGAAGUAUUAGAGAAGAGUCAAUAAUGAAAUGGAGGAGUGGGGAUAUUCUCCCACUAGUGACGACAAUAUAAGCGACAGCUACUGGUUCAGUCUUGCUUCGAAUUUCGACGAGUACGCAUCGCAGUUCUCGUAGUAUGUAUUCUUUGGAAGUAUUAGAGAAGAGUCAAUAAUGAAAUGGAGGAGUGGGGAUAUUCUCCCACUAGUGACGACAAUAUAAGCGACAGCUACUGGUUCAGUCUUGCUUCGAAUUUCGACGAGUACGCAUCGCAGUUCUCCCAGUACACGUUCUCCACAAGUAAUAGAGAAGAGUUAAUAUUCAAAUUGCGAAGUGGGGAUACUCGGAUGCGAGAGACAACAACAAAGACGGGCCUUCGUCCGACCCUUACAGUUACUAGUUCAGUUGUGUUUUGGACUUCGACGAGGGAACUUAGAAAAUUUCGCGGAGGCUAUUCCUAUUCAAAUUGCGAAGUGGGGAUACUCGGAUGCGAGAGACAACAACAAAGACGGGCCUUCGACCGACCCUUACAGUUACUAGUUCAGUUGUGUUUUGGACUUCGACGAGGGAACAUAGAAAAUUUCGCGGAGGCUAUUCCUAAUGAAAUGGAGGAGUGGGGAUAUUCUCCCACUAGUGACGACAAUAUAAGCGACAGCUACUGGUUCAGUCUUGCUUCGAAUUUCGACGAGUACGCAUCGCAGUUCUCCCAGUACACGUUCUCCACAAAUUUAAAUUGCGAAGUGGGGAUACUCGGAUGCGAGAGACAACAACAAAGACGGGCCUUCGUCCGACCCUUACAGUUACUAGUUCAGUUGUGUUUUGGACUUCGACGAGGGAACAUAGAAAAUUUCGCGGAGGCUAUUCCUAAUGAAAUGGAGGAGUGGGGAUAUUCUCCCACUAGUGACGACAAUAUAAGCGACAGCUACUGGUUCAGUCUUGCUUCGAAUUUCGACGAGUACGCAUCGCAGUUCUCCCAGUACACGUUCUCCACAAGUGAUAGAGAAGAGUUAAUAUUUAAAUUGCGAAGUGGGGAUACUCGGAUGCGAGAGACAACAACAAAGACGGGCCUUCGUCCGACUCUUACAGUUACUAGUUCAGUUGUGUUUUGGACUUCGACGAGGGAACUUAGAAAAUUUCGCGGAAGCUAUUCCUGCAAGUAUUAACGAAGAGUUCAUUGAAACAUACAACAGUUUAUUUGAUAUUAGACUAAAUGCGAAGUGGGGAUACUCUGCUUCGAGAGACGACAACAAAGUCGUGCCUUUGACCGACUUCUAUAG
Molecule: messenger RNA, 1955 nt
Organism: Vespula vulgaris
Lineage: Eukaryota; Metazoa; Arthropoda; Insecta; Hymenoptera; Vespidae
Exons: 14
Coding region: 858-1841 (327 amino acids)
Source: RefSeq, a predicted model, not a curated record